AUGCCGAAUUAUUUUAGUAGUACUAGAUCGAUUCAUGUGGGUGGGGCCAUAAGCCUCUACGUAGGCAAGCAUGGGGGUGCUAUCGAGGUGCCGAGUGGUGAGAGGGCUACAUCUCAUAAAUCCCACAUCGCCCAGAGGAUCUGGGGAAGUGACCUUCUGGGAAGACAAAGUAGUGAGGGCCAAUUGGGUCCAAAGCUACAAAGUGUUAUUGGAUUAGAGGGGAUGGGAAAAGAAAAUAGUUUUAGUGCUCAACUUAUUCAUCGGAAUUCGCCAGAAUCUCCAUUUUAUAAUAGCUCUGCCACUCCAUCAGAGCUCAUCGAAGAUGCUAUUUUGCGUUCUGUUGACAGAGCCAACGUCUUCCGUUCACCUAUGCAUAUCAAAGAGAAAACAAUUGUGCCAACGCUGAUUCCAGUUGGUAGUGACUAUUUUAUAAGGAUUUAUGUCGGCUCUGAACAAGUUGAAGUUCUUGCUCUUGCAGACACAGGGAGUGAUCUUACAUGGAUAAGAUGUCGUCCCUUUGAUUGGGUUGCGUCGUUUAAUCCACACAAAUCCACUACUUAUAAACCCAUCUUUCAUGACUCAUCUAUUUGCAGGUAUGUACCCAAAUGGAGGAACGCACCCCAUUGUAUGUACAACUAUACUUACCUAGAUGGAUCAUAUUCAUUAGGAUUGUUGAGCAAUGAAACUUUCUACUUAAAUGACACUACUAUCAAUGGUAGAGCUAAUUCUUUUCCUCGAUUAGUGUUUGGGUGUGGUCACAAAACUCACUUGCCUUUUAAGAGUAAAGAUACUCAAGGUAUCGUUGGCCUUGGUGGAGGGCCACUGUCAUUAGUUUCUCAAUUAAAAUCCCAAAAUAUUGAAGAAAGAUUCUCCUACUGCUUGCUUCCUUGGCGAAAGCUAAUUAGUAAUAAGAUUAAAUUUGGAGCGGGAGCAAAGAUCACUGGUCCAGGAAUUGUUUCAUCUAAACUAGUAACCAAAGAUCCUUCUACCUAUUACCUCCUCAGCCUUAAAAGUAUCAGCAUUGGAAGUAAUGAAACAGGAAUAAGUCAAAUCCCUGGUAAUAUCAUAAUCGAUUCUGGAACAUCCAUUACUAGGUUGCAGUCAAGUUUCUACAAUGAUUUAGAAGCUAUCGUCAAAGAAGUUAUUGGUGUAGAGCCAAUAUCAAAUCCACCAAAAAAUUUAAAAUUGUGCUAUGAAUCAAGCUCCGUUACAGAUAUUUCUUUUCCAGAAAUGCUAUUUCAUUUUGAUGGUGCAGAUCUUCGGUUAUUACCCUUAAACACAUUUGUGGAAUAUAAAGAUUUACAAUGUAUGAUGAUAAUCCCAGAUGAUAACCUUUCGAUUUUUGGAAGUAUGGCACAAGUGAAUUUUGAAAUAGAGUUUGACCUCAAGGAAAAGCAAGUUUUAUUUGCUCCAGCAGAUUGCACCAUGUUUGGGUUGAGAGAGUAG
Molecule: messenger RNA, 1446 nt
Organism: Tripterygium wilfordii
Lineage: Eukaryota; Viridiplantae; Streptophyta; Magnoliopsida; Celastrales; Celastraceae
Product: aspartic proteinase CDR1-like
Exons: 3
Coding region: 1-1446 (481 amino acids)
Biological process (GO): proteolysis
Cellular component (GO): extracellular region
Molecular function (GO): aspartic-type endopeptidase activity
Source: RefSeq, a predicted model, not a curated record